GUAACGGUUGUGAUCUGGUCAAAAGGACUGAAAGACAGGACAAACACAUUGGUAUCUUUCAAAGGUAUAUUUGUGAUUACAGCAGGAUCACACAUGUCCCGUCAACCGGUUCUUACCAUCUUUUAGUUCACACCAAAAGCUGUAAAUGAUGCAAUUGCUUUUCCAUUUAAAGGAGCGCGCUUUUUGCCUGCACGCUCGUAGUUGAGGCAAGUGAUGCUGCUGAUGACGAGCCACAAAAACACAAGAUAGUCAUAAGUUUGGUCAAUCGAAGAAGAAUAAUAAGCAUAAAUACAUGCAACACUGAAUAACUAAUUAAUGGAGCCAUUGCUUAUAUGCUAGAUUACAGCUUAGUUGAUCGCUAUCGUGUGCGUGUGCGUGUGUGUGUGUGUGUGUGUGUGUGUGUGUGUGUGUGUGUGUAUGUGUACUGUUUAUUAUGGAAAAGAUCCCCUCAACGUGAGCAUUUGUGCCAGGCAGACACACGGCAAACUGACAAAUUAGAAAUAGAUUUUUGUGCGGUAUUUCACUGCUUCUGAAAUGCGCGCACAUCUCCACCCACCGCUCGUCCGCUGGUUUCCAACAGCAUUCCACUUUGCGACUAUCCCUGUUGCGUAAUGCGGAUUGUUUAUGCCCUCAUACAUUGUUGAAAUCAUAUGCUGGAUGCUUUAUUCUUUCAAUGUGUUUUUUAGUUAAUGAUCGGUGUUAUAAUAAGACCACGUUGGCUAUGCAACCGCGGACAAAUACGAUGCCCUGCAAUAGCCGCAAUUAUUCUCUCACGCACCAUGAUGAAGGAACAAAUGUGUGGUAGGAACUGUAAAGUUAUGUAUUUAUAAAUAAACAACUUUGGAUAUUUCUAAGUAGGUUUCUUUAUUUUACCAGCCUUCAUGGUUCUCCCGUUACACUUGUUCUGUCGUUCUCAGCUCCAUCUGAUCUAGUAAUCAACACUUCCACCUAGUGGUCAUAUCAUAUAAUAUAUAUACAGAACAUGCAUAUCAUUACAUCCUCCUUUCUCUGAGGUUAAAAGUAAAAUAAUAGUAGGCCCAAGGCUAUAUCAAGACUAGACCUGAAAGCUACACCUAAAGCCAUUAAACACAGUUAGGGCUACCACACCUAAAGCUUUUCUUACAGGUAAACAAGGUAAACAAUUAAUCCCUUCUUUCAGAUAACAGGUUUUAGAAAGUAACCUUAAUUGACUGUACUGUGUAAAUUAACUGUACUAUUUCUCUUUCAGGUAACAGUGGUAAUGUACUGUAAAACCUCUUCUUUCAGGUAACACCAGUAAGUAACGGUAGGUAAUAAAGUAAGUAACAGAUAUGCAAAAGUAGCAAUAAACAGGAUAUCCUCUUAUUUCAGGAAACCAAGGUAAUAAACAGUAUUUUUUUUAUUUAUUUUUUUCAAUGUUACCAUAACCUUUACUUUAAGACUAUUCUCAGGUUAAGCAGAAAUCACAUAUGUAAACAACAAAUACUCUCACAAGUCCAUCAUCACUCUUGAUCUUCUAGCUCUGCUAGACUUACGGCAGACAGGUGACCCUGUCUCUGAUUUUGGUGUCUGAUGCUCUGUGGGCUGCACAUCCUGGUAUGCGUCAGGAGGGUUUGUUACUUCUGCGUGUGACUGCUUUCUAAAUGUCUCUUGAGUCCUGAGUAGGCAUCUGCGGUUCCUCCGAAAUACAUGUCCAUCCUCCGUUCUGACUGUGUACGACCUCGGACCGACCUCUUUGAGCACCACUGCUUUUCUGUUCCAUGUGUGGGGCUCUUCGAUUCUGACCACGUCGUGUUCUGAGAGAGGUGUGAGACUCCUGGCCGUCUUGUCAUGAUGCUUCUGUGCCCACUUCAGCUGUAUGUGCUUUUGUGUGAGUGCUCAGUUUUUCUUCUUUCUUGGCAUGUGUGGUAAUGUGUUGCGCAGUUUUCGGUUCAUGAGGAGCUCUGAAGGUGAUGCUCCACAUCCCAGAGGAGAAGACCGAUAGGUCCACAGUGCAAGGUCCGCCAUGAUGUUUCUGGUUCAGUGGACUCCCUAUCAACGCGCCGGCUUCUGCACCGUCAUUGUAUUGUGUUCACUCGCUGUUUUCUUUGCGUACAACAGCGUCAACAUCAACUCGAAUUAUGACAUCUUCAAAAUUCUUCGCCCUCCAGGCAUCUCUGAAGAGGUCAACAGAAAUGACUCAGAGGUCCAAGUUUUUGAGGAGCAAAUAAGGCAGGAGAUGAGGAAUCUCACGGCGGUGCCCACUAAUAGGACGAUAAUAUUGAUCUGGUUGUGGCCUUUCAAUUACAAAUUUAGCCCAGAAUGCAUUGGAUCUGAUUUGAGCGGACUACACUUUACCGACAACAGAUCCCUGUAUAACCAGGCUCACCUGGUCUUCUUCCAUCACAGGGAUAUCCGGACUGAUCUUUCCAACAUGCCCAAGGAGCCACGACCAUGGUUUCAGAAAUGGGUGUGGAUGAACAAAGAGUCCCCUGCUAAUUGCCAUCGAAUACCUCAGGCCACUAGCCUGUUCAAUUUAACAAACAACUACAGGCUGGAUUCGACGGUGCCAGGACGAUACGGAGAAAUAGCUCAACGCAAAACCCCCAAGGAUGAUUUUAAAUUACCAGCUAAGGACAAACUGGUAUGUUGGAUUGUUAGUAACUGGAACCAAAAUUACAAAAGAGUCCAUUUCUACAAUGAACUGAAAAAGCAUAUCCAUAUUCAUACUUAUGGGGCCGCAUUUGGAUUGAAAGUUAGCAGAGAUGAGGGAGUCCAGUUAAUUACUAGCUGUAAGUUCUACCUGUCCUUUGAGAACUCCAUCUUUAAAGACUACAUCACAGAGAAGGUUUACAAUCCCCUGUCAAUGGGAACAGUGCCAGUUGUUCUAGGUCCUUCUAGAAAUAAUUAUGAGGAGCACAUUCCUGGUAGUUCAUUCAUCCACUUCGAGGACUUUGAUACUCCAAAGAAGCUUGCUGACAGACUACACUACCUCGACCGGAAUCAAGAAGAGUACAUGAGUUACUUUCUCUGGAGACGGGAAUUUGUGGCCAAACAUGGAGGGUGGGGCAUGGAUGUUUGCCGUACAUACAAAUAUAUGAAAAACGCCCCUGGAUUCCAAACAAUUAACGAUCUAAACAAAUGGUUCUGGGGUUAAGAAAAAAGGGUUAGGGCUAGGUUUGCAAUUUUGGAUAAACCUUUGGGUAAUAAUUUGCCACCUUUGGGUGCAGUAUCACGAUUGGGUUUAUUAGUAGUUUGGGGUAUUGGUAUCCACCUAAUAAUAGUCAUAUGUUUUUUUAUACAAUAACGAAAUGGUCAUAUAAGAAAAAUGGGCUAACUGCUCCAGUUUAAUUGGCCAAUAUUCCUCAAACGGAACUAAGUAAAACAAAUUCUGUUCUAUGAUUUUUGUGAGGCUUGGUUUUAAGAUUUUAUGUGGUGAUUUUGGUGAAUUUUAGAUUAUUUUUGUAGCCUGUGAAUCAUUUUAUCAUGUUUAGCUUUGAUAUGAAAUUGUGGGAAAAUUAUAAAUUUUUAGGGCAUAAGACCCGGGUUUUAUAAACGCUUCUGUUUUUUAGAGAUUAAUAUUCUGAAAGAAUUUUGAGUCCCGGUCACUCUGGUGAGGAGAAAUAAGCCUAAUUCAUGAUUUUUUACAAUAGCGCCACCUUUGGGUGCAGUACCACACAUUUGGGUUUAUGGUAGUGGGGGUUAUUGAUAACAAUGGCUGAAAGGUUUAAGAGUUUUCGACUUACGGUAUAGGCCGCAGUAGGACUUUUGCAUACUGCAGCCUUCGCUGCUUGGACCCCUGGGAGGGCAAGAGUCAAACUCGCAAUGGUCCAAACACCCCCCCCCCCCCCCCAGGAUCCCUUGCGGCACCCUGAACGGUGGCCACAAUAUGUUUAUUUAAUAUAGCGCCUUUCUCAUACUCAAGGUCGCUUUACAGUGUCAUGAGCUCACACAGAACAAGACAGCACAGCAAAAAAUAAAGAUAAAAAAAAAAAUAAUAAUAAUAAUAUAUACAAUGGAAUGAAUGGAAUGGAAGGGAAUAGUAUAGUCAAGCUUUCUUUGGGAUGAUCAUUUAUAAUAUUGGACAAUCGGGGAUAAUACAUGUUUUAUGUUGACCUGAUCCUACUGUUGGCAGGUUUAGGGGGAUUUUAUAUUAUUCCUUUUGCCUUACUCCUUUUUAUGCACCUAUGUAUCCACCAUUAGAUUUUCAUUACGAAAACUGUAUUUUGUCAAUGUAAAUGUGAGCAUAUAUUUAGUCAGACAUGUUCGAUGUUCAUAGUUGAUUAAAGUUCUGAUAAAACAUAA
This is a messenger RNA of Gadus morhua (Atlantic cod), 4263 nucleotides long. RefSeq names its product alpha-(1,3)-fucosyltransferase 9. The transcript is spliced from 2 exons. Gene Ontology annotation, cellular component: membrane. Gene Ontology annotation, molecular function: alpha-(1->3)-fucosyltransferase activity. The coding region runs from base 1985 to 3115 and encodes 376 amino acids. The record is from RefSeq and is a predicted model, not a curated record. Lineage: Eukaryota; Metazoa; Chordata; Actinopteri; Gadiformes; Gadidae.